CUAAAGCAAGCAAAAAUAACAGAGAAUAGGAAAAUAAUUUUAAAUGUGAUAUAAAUUGAAAAAAAAAAUGCAAGAUGACUCUGCCACUGUCGAGAAUCGAUUACACGGCUGUAGGCGUCACGUCUAAAGGAACCACCAAGAUAUUCCCAGCGACGGAACACAGGCAGACUCAGAAGUUCGCCGUUGCUGACCACGACGGUAUUCUCCACGUCUAUGGUAUCAAAAAGGGAGAGCUGCAGGUGUCGUUCAAGUCUCUGCCUGGACCAAGGAUUAACAAAUUAGUCCUCGCAGGCAGUGGACGAGAUAAAAUUUAUAUCGCUCAAGGAAAUACCGUCCGUGGCUUUACUAAAAAAGGAAAACUGUUUCUCGAGUUUGACACCAAUCUCAUAGAUCCCAUUUCAUCCUUACACGUGCUGGGUCCUGAUUUGGCAGCGUGCGCUAGAGAUCUGUAUCACAGGUAUCAUGAUUGCAAGGAUGCUGACUCGUAUCUGGCAGGCGAGAUCUUAAACGACGUCGUCCUUCUGCCUACUGACAGCAAUUUCGUAUUUGCUAUACUCGCCUGCGGCGAUUGUGCUAUUCGAGUCCUGCAUGGCACCAAGAGUCCUGCGGUCCUCAGGCUUCCAAGCGUUCCCACAGUAUUAUCUUUACAAAGAGAUGGUGACGUAGACUCGAAAGAACGUGUCCUUGUUGGAACGGUGGAUGGCAAAGUGGGUUUACUGAUCCUACAGGGUACUAAAACUCUGAGGAUCACUUGGUUGUUGAAUACAACGGGACCGGAAAUCACUUCUCUGGAUACGUAUAAGUUGCAAGAUGGUUUGGAUAUUCUUAUUGGUCGGCAGGACGGUGCUGUUGAGGUGUACACUUUCCCUGAAGAAGACAUGGUUCCCUUGCUACGUUAUCGUCAUAAUGCGAACGAGAGCGUGACUUCAGUGAUGGGAGGAGUGGUCGGUGCUGCGGGAUAUCCAGAAGUCCUGGUCACGACUUAUUCCGGAAGAAUAUUCGGUUUGACUACCAGACCUCCAGGGCUGCUAGAGAUCGAACAGAACGACGGCUUGGCGAAGCUAAGAACGGAGAUACAGCAAUUACAAGAGAAACUUAACGAGGAGAAAGAAACGGGCAUCGCGACUGACUCUCUGGCACCGUUAAUUCUUUCGGUGAACCACAGGAUGGUUUUGAAAACGGAAGACGCGUCGUAUUCCCUUUCGGUGGAGCUUGAUACGCCGAUUGAUAACAUUUUGAUUCAAUCAGACACGCCGAUUCAGUUAUUGGAUGUGGAGAGUAAUAGUGCGGUGGUCAGUUUGUCAGCUUGCAACCCCAAAGAAGGAAACUUCGUCCUCGCUACCUAUCGUUGCCAAGUGAAUACUAAUCAUCUAGAGAUGAGGCUGAGGACCAUCGAGGGACAGCCUGGCACUUUGCAAAUUUAUGUCACAUCGCAAGUGCAACCGAAGUGCUGUCGUAAGAUUCAAAUACCCAUUUGCUCCCUUUCGCUUCACGUGAGGCAGCAUCAGGAGGAAAACGCGGAGGGACCAAACGGAGGCCCGUUCAACGAAUUGAGACUAGUUGGCAGUUUUACGACUGCGGAGAUGCAUGCCUGGCUGUCUCUUGUAUUACCCGACGUCCCCGAAAGACCUCACCUUGAAGAAGGGGAAGCUACACUGACGUAUGUUUCUGCUUUCAUCGGUACUCUACUUAAAUGCAAAUACAAAAAAGGCAGUGCGACAUUUCUUGGGGAGAACAUAUCCAGUAUUAUAAUCCUUAGGGACGUGUUGACCAGAGAAGCAACGAAGAGAAAAAUCAAAUUAGACGUCUUUUGUGGUACGAUUAUUCUCCUGUUUAAUAUAUUUUUUUCUAAGAUUUCUUUUUCUAUUCGUCGCGCCUCUGCAGACGUCGUCGAAGGUAGUCUAACCAGAGUGCUAGAAUUAAUUCUACCGCGGCUGAACGCUGUUCACGGUUUGAUCACGAAAAUAAAAAUUCUGAACGCCCUCGAGGAAUGGGAGUUAAAAGAAAAUCCGAAAGAAAACUUGUGCAGUGAAUAUCAGGAAUUGGUACAAAAUGAGGGAGAGACUAAAUCGCAAAUGGCGAGGGAUAAUGAAUUAUUGGAAAGGCUCCACGCGAUGAUCGUGGAUCUCUACGUUGACUGGGAGAGGGCCAAACGUUCCCGAAGGAUCAGCAGCAAAGAGGCUGCGGGUAAACUCAGUGCGGCUCUCGAAUCUAGAGAUCUGUCCCAACUGUUGCACGUGUUCGUCGAUUCUGAUGACGUGACUCCCUUACCUUCGGUGCCUUCAAUCAUUAUUUAGAUACAAAC
Messenger RNA from Ceratina calcarata, 2305 nucleotides. Its product is annotated as Bardet-Biedl syndrome 7 protein homolog. The transcript has 12 exons. The record is from RefSeq and is a predicted model, not a curated record. Gene Ontology annotation, molecular function: protein binding. Gene Ontology annotation, biological process: intracellular protein localization; intracellular transport; cilium assembly. Bases 75 to 2297 code for a protein of 740 amino acids. Gene Ontology annotation, cellular component: neuron projection; BBSome; membrane. Lineage: Eukaryota; Metazoa; Arthropoda; Insecta; Hymenoptera; Apidae.